CGUAUUGAGUCAGACUUCAGUCUUCACUGAGGCAGCAGUGAGAGAGGACAAUGCGGCGCACAAACUUCAUCACAUCACACACACCAUCAUCUUCACACUCGUCGUCAUUAUUAUUCUCUAAAUCCAACCGAGCCCAGCUGAGGAAGAAUGUCAGCCAACAACACCACGGUGUCCACAGAAGCAAGGGACUACACCUGCGUGCGUUUCUACGUCUCCACCGUGUCCUUCUCGGUGCUGCUCAUCUUCAACCUCAUCAUCAACUGGACCAUCGUGCGCGUGGAGCAGCUGCGGAGCCACGCGCGCUUCGUGCUGGUUUUCCACCUGCUCGUGUCCGCCCUGGUCCACAUGGGCAUGAGCAGCAUCUUCUUCUACCAGAUCCACCUGGACGCGCGCCCGGGCCGCUCCGCGUGUCUGGCCAUGAUCACAGUCAUGAUCAGCAGCGCGUCGAACAUCCUCCUGACGCUCACGGCCAUGGCUCUGGAUAGAUUCUGCGCCGUGUGCCACCCGAUGCGCUACACGUCGAAGUGCACCUCGGCGCACUGGCCCUGGCUGCUGGGUGUCCUCACCUGGAUCGUGGCUUUGAUCAUCCCUCUGAGCAUCCUCCACCCGGACUCCCAGGUGCUCUAUAAUGGAAAGUGCGGCCUGGAGCAGCAGAGGAAAGGUGGGCUGCAAAAGAUCCUCUUCAUCGCUUUGUGCGCGCUGCUCAUCCUGUACAGCUACGUGAGGAUUUUCGUGGAAGGACGGAGGUUAGGGGUGCUCAACCGGCGCAACCGAACCGGCUGCAGGACAAUCGCUCUGCAUGGGAGCCAACUUGCGGUUUACAUCCUCCCAAACUUUGUAAGCUUCAUUCUGACGAGGCUGAACAAACAGGACCUAAUUAAACCGGAGACUAAAGAGCUGUCCGCCGUGGUUGUCUUCGCUUUCUUCAGCUUGGCGCAGUGCGUUGCGCCGGUUGUUUACGGUUUGCGCAAAGAGGAACUCCUGGAGCAAUUGGGUCCCAGGUUCCCUUGCUGUGCCCGGUACUUCAAGGGUGUCCUCGGCUGGACUGUGCACGUCAACUGGACAAACAGACGGCAACAAUCACGGGAGCGAACUCUGACAGCGCAGACCAUCAUCUCUCUGGAGGUCCCGCAAGGCUCGGAGGACGAGGAGGAAACUAGACGAAUGUCAGGAGUUCCCCAUGAGAUGGACACGUCUGGGUGAUAUGGAAAAUGCCUGAUGUGAAAAAGCAUCAUCAGGAUCCCGUCAGUCACAGGACCACUCAAACUUGUGUUCUCAGCUGAGGCCUUGAGGAACUGAAAAAGCCUUGUUGGAAUUUAUUAUCCACUUCUACAAGUUUUGUCCUCACCAGCCAGUGUAAUAUUUUGCUGUAUUUUUUAGCUACAGCCACACAUUGUAGCCAUGCUGUCAGCAACAACAAAAGACAAUAUGGUUUCAAAGACAUCAGCAGUAUCCCUUCUGAAGACGUUUUCUAUUAUGCUUUAAGCUUUAGAUUUAAGCUUCUUCAGAUCUCAAGUUCUCAUGACUUGAAAUAAAAACAGACCUGCAUCAUUUGGGAUUACAAAGUCUGGGAUGGACGAUGUGCUUUAAGUUAUUGUCUGGUGAAUGUUGUGUCCAAGUUUUUGCUGUAACCUUGUGAAUAUUAGAGUUUUAGUUCAAUUGUUGUGAUGCAGCUGAGAAUUAGACAGAAAUACUUUUCACUACAUGUUAAAUGUUAGGUGUUUGAUUGACUGAUUGUGUUGUGUGUCAAUGGUUAUAGGAGGGUCGAUGCUAACAAAGUUAGCAGUUGUGUGUGAGGGCGUAUAGCCCAGAGAAUUCAUGCCAUUAUUAUUAGUUAACCAUUAAAGGUUUUUACUACAUUUUACCAUGUUGCAUGUGACUCAGUGUCUACCAGAGCCUUGUGAUAAUAAAAUAAGCUCAAUAAUGACUAGCUUAAAUUUGAGAUAGCUUCUUUUAAUCAAGUUAAUAAAUUGUUAAAAUUGGUUAACCUGGCCGUAGUUUUACUUGCUAUUGGACCAAAAAGCACGCUAACUGUUAGCCUAGCUUAAAGGAGCAAUAAGCUGCUUGCAAAUUUAAAAAACAAAAACGCUAACACAGCUUCACAAAGACCAUUGUUUGACAGUUUCCUUUUCCUGUCUUUAAGCUAAGCUAACUGGACCAUGGCAUUAGCUUCACAUUAAAAUGAUACCCUUUAGUAAUACUGUUUUGUUUUUUUACAUCUAGCUUGCUAAGUCUCUGUAAAAAAGGUUACUUAGCAAAAUAAUGACAAAAUAAUGAUAAAAAAAAAAAACUUGCUCUUUAAUAGCAAUAGUUUAAUAGCUUCAGUUUUACACAAUUUUGAGCUAGCAUUAAGCACCCUGGAAUAAAUAAGCCUCAAAAUCCUA
Messenger RNA from Labrus mixtus (cuckoo wrasse), 2384 nucleotides. RefSeq lists its product as uncharacterized. Gene Ontology annotation, biological process: G protein-coupled receptor signaling pathway. The record is from RefSeq and is a predicted model, not a curated record. Gene Ontology annotation, cellular component: membrane. Gene Ontology annotation, molecular function: G protein-coupled receptor activity. The coding region runs from base 148 to 1203 and encodes 351 amino acids. The transcript is spliced from 2 exons. Lineage: Eukaryota; Metazoa; Chordata; Actinopteri; Labriformes; Labridae.